CCCAGAUACCUGCUGGCUCUGAUAUGCACCAGUCUGACAGGACGGUCUCCACUCAGGUGUGGCUCUGCUGUCUGAACACACAGAAGGAGCUCGUCCACAUGCUAAAGGACUGUUCCUGGGGAAGUUUCUUUUUGGUUACAUUUUUCUUUCAGGCUGUUAUAUUAGAGAAGAUUUUUUUUCCACUCUACAAGUUUUCUUAAAGGGAGGUUUACAGAUUCCUGGUGGACUUCUGCUGACAGCUGGUUAGACAUCAGGCCAACAGUGCCGUUGCUUUGCCAUGAGAUACGACUUGUCCUGAAGGUACUGUGUCUCCAUGCAACGCUAUCCUCACCACAUUGUACCGAUGGACCCUCAGGUGUGUCCACCUCCACUGAGCAGCAGCCAAUCGGUCAUGAGUGGUCUGGACAAAUCCCCGGUCACGUUCAAACCCAGCCACUCACGGAGCAGCAGCACUGGCUCCUCCAAGAACUCUAAACAGUCUCGUCACUGGGAGGUGAUGGACGAUUUGCAGAAUCUGGAUAUGUGUUCGGUUCCUGGUUCCACUCUAGACCUGAGCAUCCCAGGAAUCUGUGAGGGAUACCUGAUGAAGAGGAGGAAGUACCCCCUAAAAGGCUGGCACAAGAGAUAUUUCAUGUUGGAGAAAGGAAUCCUCAAGUACUCAAAGACGCCUCAAGAUAUCCAGAGAGGGAAGCUCCACGGCUCCAUGGACGUCAGUCUGGCUGUGAUGUCUGUGAACAAGAAGUCCAAACGCAUCGACCUGGACGCCGGAGACAACCUGUACCACCUCAAGGCGAAGAGCCACGACAUCUUCUACAUCUGGUUGACCAAACUGUGCGCCCAUCGUGUGUUCAGGAAGAACGAGGCGAUGACGGUCCAACGAGGCGUCCUUCACGCUCUGUCCAUGGGCCAGAGCACCCUGCCAGCUAUGAACACCCUGGGACAGCAGCACAGAGCGAUGCCUCCUUACUACGCCAGCUGUACUUCAGUAUACCUUCCAGAGAUGACCAGCCCUGCCCCGGCUGUAGCUUCUCACCCAGAGGUCACCAACAAGGUGUCCGCCUGGCUGCAGCAGACCCACGACAUCGAUGCAACCUCCAACGAUCUGGCUCGCUGUCAGGCAGAGCUGACAGAACUGGCUCACCUCAUCCAGAGACUGCACUGGCUGGAAGGAGGGAUGCCCAUCACAGACACCGACCUGGAGAUGAGGAUCAGCAUGCAGAAUCUCUCCCUGGAAAAACCAAAGAAAAAGACGGGAAGGUUGGUCGGCCACUCGAGGACUCUGUCCCGUGUUGAAGCCAUGGGAGGAAUGUUUACCUCCAGCCACCUGAGCACUAAUUCCAGCUCUGGUUUGGGGGCGUCGGUUCAGUCCAUUCCUGACUAUGUCUACUCCCAGCUCUCCAACCCUCAUGGAACCUCACCUGAGGCCAAGAAGCUCCACCAGGACAUCUGCACUGUUUCUCAACGGGUUCAUGCUUCUCUCAAGUCCAUUCAUGAGGUUCUGACCUCGGAUAGAGAGAGACUGAAGCAGGCCUGGACCAGCCCAGAGCUCAGACAGAACACCUCCCAGCAGCUAGCUGCCCUCUGCACACUGUCCCAGCUUGACAUACGGACCAAAGUCCAUUCGCUUUCCCUGUCCUCUGACUCUACUGAAGAAUCCUUCUACACCGUCCUUCCGGACCAGCGGACGCCGUCCAUGGGCCGCCACAGCCACCGUGCUCCCUCAGUGGCAGACUCCAUGGCCGAGUAUUUUGACGCCAGUGAGGUGAUCGUGUGUGAGACGUCCUCAGAGGCCGAAGCUUCAGAUGAAUCAGGUCUGAGUGACAUCACCACCACCAGCAACUCAGAGCCUGAGGAGGGUCACUCCACUGCCACCCUGAACUACAGAGCCAGUGUUAACAGCGCACCGGACCAACCCAGUCCUGUUCCCACAGAUACCGGCCGUCGUACCGUCCUUCCUGCCCCUGGAGCAGACAACAGCCACAUCGGCAUCAUGACCAUUCUCUACAACAACAUCGGGAAGGACUUGUCCAGAGUCUCGAUGCCGGUGGCUCUCAAUGAGCCGGUGUGUUUGCUGCAGAGACUCAGUGAAGAGCUGGAAUACACCGAGCUGCUGGACAUCGCCAAUCACAUCGAUGAUCCGUAUGAGAGGAUGGUUUAUGUGGCAGCGUUUUCCAUCUCUGGUUAUGCCUGGGCAUCCUGGAGGUAUCGCUACAAACCCUUCAACCCUGUCCUGGGAGAAACAUAUGAGAGUUAUAGAGAAGACAGAGGAUUCCAGUACAUCAGUGAGCAGGUCAGCCAUCAUCCACCCAUCUCUGCCUGCCACGCUGAGUCAGAAAACUUCACUUUCUGGCAAGAUCAGAGAUGGAAAAACAAGUUCUGGGGGAAGUCAGUUGAGAUUAUCUCUAGUGGACAGGUCAACGUCUCCCUCCCAAAGUACGGUGAUCACUAUGAAUGGAACAAGGCGGUGACCUGCAUCCACAACGUGCUGAGUCAGCAGCGCUGGUUGGAGCACUACGGCGAGGUCGUCAUCAGAAACACCAAGAGUGAUGCCUGCACCUGCAAGAUCAGUUUUGUCAAGUCUCGCUACUGGAGCUCGGACAACAGUAAGAACGAGGUGCAGGGUGUGGUUCUGGACAGGGCUGGAGAGGUGGUCCACCGUUUUGGAGGUCUGUGGCAUGAGGGCAUCUUCUGUGACACUCUGCCCACACCAAAGUGCAUCUGGAAGCCCAACAUGCAGCCUGAUGACCACGCCGACUUCUACGGUUUCUCACGUUACGCCAGAGAACUGAAUGAACUGACUCCAGAUCUGAAGGACGUCCUUCCUCCAACAGACACCCGCUUCAGACCUGACCAGAGACUCUUGGAGGAGGGAAAAGUGAUGGAGGCAGACAAGAGGAAGGAUGAGGUGGAGGAGAAGCAGAGAGAGAGGAGGAAGGAGAUGGCCAAGAGAGGGGAGGAGCAUAUCCCCAGGUUCUUCAGGAAAGCUCUGGAUGAGGCUGGCAGAGAGGUGUGGUUGUACAAUGGAACCUACUGGAAGCUUCGUAAAGAGCCAGGCUUUGCCAACACCGAUAACCUGGACCUGUGGUAGAACACUCCACCAGGCUUAGUACUGGGGCUGGACAGACCCAGUGAGGGGCUGAGCACUUGGUAUCAUGAUGAAGAGGAAUAAUGAACUCCCCUCUUAAUAUUAAUGACCAGUUUUUAGAAAAGUUUAGAUAUACUGUAGAGACUCGACAGCAGAGACCUGAAGGUGUGCUGCCAGGUUGUAGAGCAGAAGGGCUUUUAGAAGCAUAGAUGAUCCUCUCGCUGGUGUUUUGGUGCCACGUAGAGGUGAGGUGCCACUAUGGAACAAAUGAAGACUGAUUUAGACGAAGCCGGAUGUCUUCCUGCCUUUCGCCUUCCUCCACCCAUAAUAGAAACCUUUAAUAUUAUCAUUCAUGAUUCAAAAGCAAACCUUGAAGUCCACUUCUUAAAUCACUGCCCUGUAGAAAAUUGUGGGUAAAAAUCUUCAGGUUUUCUGUCCCAGCUGAGGCCUCUGUCUAUAUGUAAAUGAGUCAUCAUGUCUGUGGGAUGAAUGUCAGGGUGUAUGUUGUGGUUUUGCUAGUUUUAACAUGUCUGAAUAUUUUUAGUCAGGAUCUUUGCUGACUGUGCCAUCACAGCUCUCAUGAAUUUUUUUCUGACAUGAAUGUAGUCCGAAGUGUUCUUCCUGUAGAGGAGGCUGGUUCUGGUUCUGGUGGGGUGUAUUCCAGGUGAACUCGUUCUGUCCUGCUUCCUUUCUCAGUGGGUCUUAUUGUAUAAACUUUGUACAAUUGGUUUGCAUUUUAUUUUUCCAUGUUUUGUUGUGGCACGUUGGUGACGCCGUUCAUCUGAAGUGUCUGUACGCUGGAUACACUAAGCUGGACUUAUCCAGCCUCUUUCACCUGUAGGACUGGUCCAGAAGGAGCUGGAAGACCAGGUCUCUGAAAUUUAUGCUCUCAGUUGAUGCAAUGAAGUAUUUUUAUUGAUGUUUCAACAAAUGGAUUUUAGUAAGGAAAAGAGACAACUGUUAAAUCCCUGUAAAAGUUUUUUUUUUCCCUUUUAAUUGUUUUGUUUCAAAUAAAAGGUUCCAUAGUCA
This is a messenger RNA of Amphiprion ocellaris (clown anemonefish), 4114 nucleotides long. RefSeq names its product oxysterol-binding protein-related protein 7-like. The coding region runs from base 314 to 3088 and encodes 924 amino acids. Gene Ontology annotation, cellular component: intracellular membrane-bounded organelle; perinuclear endoplasmic reticulum; cytosol. The record is from RefSeq and is a predicted model, not a curated record. The transcript has 23 exons. Gene Ontology annotation, molecular function: cholesterol binding. Lineage: Eukaryota; Metazoa; Chordata; Actinopteri; Pomacentridae.